ACACGAACGAUUAUUUAUUUUUCUUUCACGCGUUUUCCACUUUCCCGUUCCACUAAUCUAACUCUAACCGCCUCCCGCACCCACCUGACGCGCUAUCGCCUCCUUUCUCUUCUUUAAACCACGCCGCUCACCGCUUCUUUCUUCUCAAACCUGCCAAAGCUUCCUCACUCUCAGAGCUCUCUCUCUCUAACCAAGCAGAUAGCCAUGGCCGCUCUCAUCCUCUUUGCUCUCCUCUUCCUAUGCGGCCUUCUCAACUCACUCUUCUUUCCCUCCUCCAAACUCCUCCCAUGGUUCCACUCCCUUCUCCUCUCCGCCAUCUCACCUCCCAAACCCAAGCCCAAUCCCCCGCCCAAACCAGAUCUCACGAAAGAACGCAGAGCUAACAGAUCGGAAUCCUUGGCCGAUUCCCUAAACCUCAAAACCCUCUUCUCGACCUUCGAUGCCGACGGCGACGGCUACAUCUCCACCGCCGAGCUCAACGACUCCCUCCGGCGACUCGGCCUCCACGCUACCGGCGACGAUUUGACGAACAUGAUGGAAAGGGUGGAUGCGAACGGCGACGGCCUCAUCGACCUCAACGAGUUUAAGGAGCUCUGUGCCUCACUCGGAUCUGAAGGCGAGGGCGAAGCAGACGAGGAUCGGGAGCUUAGAGAGGCGUUCGAGGUGUUCGAUGAUAACGGCGACGGUCUGAUCACGGUGGAGGAACUCAGCCUGGUUUUGAAAUCACUUGGGCUGAGGCAAGGCGAUCGCGCCGAGGCCUGCCGUGAUAUGAUCAACAGGGUUGAUUUGGAUGGAGAUGGGAUGGUUAACUUCGAGGAGUUUAAGAGGAUGAUGGUCGUUGAUGGAGGAGGAAGCUUCUUCUAAUCUCCAUUUCCGUUCGGGUAUUUCUUCUAAAUCUUAGUUUCCCCGAUACUUGGAAAAUUAUUAAGCGAGAUUCGCUGAAAAUGAAAUUGCUCUCAGAUAAAGACAAACCUCAGCAAACCGCAAGCUUAUCUCGUCUGAUAAUUUCCUCUUUUUUUUUUGGAUGAAUUUCGCUUGUAAUUAUGGAUUUAAGCAUUGCUUAAUCAAUGAAUUUUUUUUUU
Messenger RNA from Dendrobium catenatum, 1082 nucleotides. RefSeq names its product calmodulin-like protein 3. The record is from RefSeq and is a predicted model, not a curated record. The transcript has a single exon. Gene Ontology annotation, molecular function: calcium ion binding. Lineage: Eukaryota; Viridiplantae; Streptophyta; Magnoliopsida; Asparagales; Orchidaceae. The coding region runs from base 205 to 864 and encodes 219 amino acids.